Molecule: messenger RNA, 2373 nt
Organism: Pyrenophora tritici-repentis Pt-1C-BFP
Lineage: Eukaryota; Fungi; Ascomycota; Dothideomycetes; Pleosporales; Pleosporaceae
Source: RefSeq, a predicted model, not a curated record
AUGUCCAAUUUCUUCAACAAUCUACCUCCGGGUGUGCCUAUGCCAGGCUCAUUUCCAUCCCCCGAGGAAGUACGCCGGGACGCACGUCACUUUGCGACAAAACUCUUCAAGGACUAUGCAACAUUGAACAAGAUUGUUGAGCGACACGAAGAAACAAUACGCACAAGAUGGAGCAAAAAGACCAACUCGCAGAAGAAGAAGCUGCUGUUGGAGGCGUGGCCGAACAUGUCAACCCACCACCGACCAGAUGUCGAAGCAUGGCGCCGACGUGCGAAAUCGAAGGAAGCUUACUUGUGGCCAUACAUCAAUCUCGAAGACCUCAUUCAACGAAAGACCAUGUUACUUCUCCUCCACUUCCGUGGUAGACAUCAUCCUCGAGAGUUCAUCCACUCGGAUCUCGAACAAGCAGCAUUUGGUAAAGUCAGUGGCAUGACUAUGCCGGCCUUUCUGAACGAAUACACCAUGUACUUCCACAGGGGGGAGACCGCCGAUAGAUAUGGCGAGUUGAUCUCCUGGGACGACGAAGAGAAUGCUUUCGAUGAUAUGACCAACGAAGUCGGCAUGCAUCCCGGGGAUGGCCUUCAGGCUUUGGAAAUUCAGCAACGCAUCUUGGCGUUCCUCGUCACAUGGUCCAAGCUCUUACUCCAGGACUUGCCUUCCUUAAUCGACAGCGACGUUUUUCCCAACCCUGGGCCGCCGCCAAGUACAGGAGAUACCACGUCGCUACAGACGAUUGCCCUAGAAGCUCCAUACCGCAUUCCUGCUCAUCUCGAUUUCGCCCGCUUGAAGGCUAUAGCGUCGGCUGAGCGCAACGCACGAGAAGAUCAUCUAUGGGCUCUUCGCGAGGAUCCCGGCUACUUUGCCGAAGUAAUGGAAGAGGCAUCGGUGCAUCGCCAGGAACAGGUCCCCGAUACUAAAGGUCAGGAGCAUCCAACUCUGAAAGAGCCCGGACGUCCUUUGUUCUGGAAUCGUGUCCUUGGUUUCACCCUCAAUGAGUCACACUUCAUGUUCGUUACGUUUGAUGAGAUAGUUCGACAGAUCAACAACCUGGCGUCAUUGCAUGCGAGACACCAUGAUCGGAUCAAGCCCGGAGUCAACCUACCUCCAGAUCUGUCGAUGGCCUUCCAGAACCUCCGUUACCUUCUAAACGCUGCGAAAGUCGACCUCGUCCAGAAUUUACAAGUUGGUCUUUUUCCAUCACCACCACUUCGACAGUUCUGCAUUCGCGAACCCCAGGACCCGCGAACAUCCAUGAUGCGAGUAAUGUAUGAGCCACCGCGAAACAACCAUGCUGUCACGCGUAUAAUACCCCUCUUUGACAUUCUGUUCAAAGACGAUCAGCUUCGUCUUUUUGGCUUGCACACCGUGACAGAUGAGAUAGGGCGUCUGAUGGAAACCGAUAGCAGUGUCAAUGCUCUGAUUUCGCCUUGGGUCGCCAGCAGGCUUUCGUCUCUGGCAGUAGUCUCCGAGUGCUUGCAUCAGCUGCAUCUUUUCAAGCCCUGGUCACGCAAGAUUGAAGACGACAUGGAAAUAGACGACAGCACCCCGCGACGCAAUUACAAUCUGUCUUUCCAAGAGUGGAUCCCAGUGUUGAACGCCAAGUUUGAAGGAUCCCAGGUCUACCGAUAUGUUGACCCAAGUGACGGAAAGUUCAACUACCCAGUCCAGCGGAGACGCAACAAGCAGAACGUCGAGAUUAUGCGCAAGGCUGAAGCGAACCUUGACUUAUUUUGGAAAGCGGUCGAUCAACACUACAAAUCGAGGGGUGUUGGAAAGUCACAGCAAGAUCUGAUAUCUCACUUGCUACGCAGUGAUCGAGCCAUCCAGAGAACUCCCGAGUGGAUCGAGCCCGAGAAGAGCAAGCCGCGCCGCGAAGAAGACGACUAUGUAUAUCAGCCCUUUUCAACAGUGUUCCACGACCCCACCAAACAAGUCACUGGAACAUUCGACCGCGCUUCCCUUUCCGACAAAGCGCCAAAGGCAAAGACCCGGAGUAGCGCACUUCCGACCGAGGAAACGAAACCCGGCAUCCCCCAUGAGUCCAAUGAGGUUCCGGCGUUUUUCACCGUGGACAAGCGAGCUCAUAAGGUCUUCCGGACGUUGUUCCAUUCACCAAAUAACCCCGACAUGCCUGGGGAACUCCCUUGGGCCGACUUCCUCCACUCGAUGGUAUCCGUGGGCUUCUCCACCGAGAAGUUACACGGUUCGGCAUGGAAUUUCACGCCCCAGACGCCGGAUAUUGGCCUUGAGCGAAGCAUACAGUUCCACGAGCCGCAUCCUAGUAACAAAAUACCGUUCUUGUGGGCAAGGAGGUUCGGGAGGCGGUUGGGAAGGGCAUAUGGGUGGAGCGCGGAGACGUUUCGCAUGGCUUAA